GUAGAAUGUACCAGGUGGGGACCUCUCUCCAGCUUUCAAGGCAGUAUUCCCGCCUCCAGCACCAUGAAGCCAGGUGCUUCUUUGGUACCGCCCCCAUUCCACACUGGAGGCCCCACCCACGCUUACGUCACGGACAGUCUAUCCCCGCCCCUUCCGUGACGCCACGGCGGAGCCACCGCCCCCGGGCUACCAAGCUCACCGGGGCAGCGGGACGCGCGGAGCGCCCGGCACGGCCAUGCGGGGCCAGAGUGUGACCGCGACCACGACCGCAACCACUAGCCUGAGCGCGACCCCUGGUGUGGCGCGGCUCCCCCGGCGGAGGCGGCGGGCGCGGGGCGCGCUCUGAGGCCCGGGGGAUGCGCGGCCGCGGCCAUGGGCGCCGCGGCCUCCAGAAGGAGGGCGCUGAGGAGCGAGGCCGUGUCCUCGGUGGCGGCCAAAGUGCGCGCAGCUCGAGCCUUUGGGGAGUACCUGUCCCAGAGUCACCCUGAGAGCCGCAACGGGGCAGACCACCUGCUGGCUGACGCCUACUCUGGCCACGACGGGUCCCCUGAGAUGCAGCCAGCCCCCCAGAACAAGCGCCGCCUGUCUGUCGUCUCCAAUGGCCGCUACGAGGGCAGUCUCUCGGAUGAGGCUGUUGGUGGUGGGAAGGCAGCUGCAGAGGCGCCCAAGCCCCGUGUGUACACCAUCUCUGGGGAGCCAGCUCUGCUGCCCGGUCCUGAGGCUGAGGCCAUUGAGCUAGCAGUGGUGAAAGGACAGCGGCAGCGGGAGCGGGAACGGCACUCUCACCACCACAGCCAGCCUCUCCGUGCCAGCCCAGGCAGCAGCCGCGAGGACAUCAGCAGGUCCUGCCAGAGUUGGGGAGGCAGCCGCCAGGGCUCCAAAGAAUGUCCUGCAUGUGCCCAGCUGGCUCCUGGGCCCUCCCCACGGGCCUUUGGGCUGGACCAGCCAUCCCAGCCGGAGGCUUCUGGCCGCCGCAAGAAGCUGGAGAGGAUGUACAGUGUUGAUCGAGUGUCAGAUGAUGUCCCCAUCCGCACAUGGUUCCCCAAGGAGAACCUGUUCAGCUUCCAGACGGCAACCACAACUAUGCAAGCGGUGUUCAGGGGCUACGCGGAGAGGAAGCGCCGGAAACGGGAGAAUGAUUCCGCGUCCGUAAUCCAGAGGAACUUCCGCAAACACCUGCGCAUGGUCGGCAGUCGGCGGGUGAAGGCCCAGACGUUCGCUGAGCGGCGCGAGCGGAGCUUCAGCCGGUCCUGGAGCGACCCCACCCCCAUGAAAGCCGACACUUCCCACGACUCCCGAGACAGCAGCGACCUGCAGAGCUCACACUGCACGCUGGAUGAGGCCUGUGAGGACCUGGACUGGGAAGCGGAGAAGGGCCUCGAGGCCGCGGCCUGCAGCACCGAGGGCUUCCUGCCACCCAAGGUCAUGCUCAUCUCUUCCAAGGUGCCCAAAGCUGAGUACAUCCCCACCAUCAUCCGCAGGGACGACCCUUCCAUCAUUCCCAUCCUCUACGACCAUGAGCACGCAACCUUUGAAGACAUUCUGGAGGAGAUAGAGAAGAAGCUGAACGUGUAUCACAAGGGGGCCAAGAUCUGGAAGAUGCUGAUUUUCUGUCAGGUGGGGCCCAGGCUGCCCUUCAACCCAUGGAGGGAGGUGGGAGAAGGCAACUGGGUACCGCCCACAUUACGCCUCUUGUGGCUGGGCAGCGUCCUGACGCGGUAG
This is a messenger RNA of Cavia porcellus (domestic guinea pig), 1722 nucleotides long. RefSeq names its product NMDA receptor synaptonuclear signaling and neuronal migration factor. The transcript has 12 exons. Lineage: Eukaryota; Metazoa; Chordata; Mammalia; Rodentia; Caviidae. Gene Ontology annotation, cellular component: nucleus; cytoplasm. Bases 373 to 1722 code for a protein of 449 amino acids. Gene Ontology annotation, molecular function: protein binding. Gene Ontology annotation, biological process: positive regulation of neuron migration; regulation of neuronal synaptic plasticity. The record is from RefSeq and is a predicted model, not a curated record.